CCUUCUCCAAGGAAAGAACGGACAAGAUUCUGCCGAAUCUGGGUUCUGUAACGGUCACGUGGCCAUCGAAGCCGGUUUCUUAUUCGGAACCAGUAGUUGACUUUUUUUUUCUGCCCAUCUCUCCUCUUUACCCGGUCACCGUCUUUGGACACUCAGCAGUUGGAUAAACAACGGUUCUUACAGGAUUGCAUAGUCUCGGAACAUGUAAAAAGUGGAUCGGGAAACAUGUGAAAUCAGUUAUUGGAUUUUUUUUAUUGAUUGUCAGAGAUGAGAUAACGCUCUGAACACCCCCAUGAUCGGCCAUCCCAUGAGAAGGGAGGAAUAUGAGCGGACAUACGGGCGCCGCAGUCACCACCUGCCUCCCCCGAUGGCUCCUCCUCCCCAGGAGGAUCCACGUAGCAGACGAUCCAGGACCAAAAUGAAGUGCCUCAUCUCCAUCGGACUCAUCCUGCCAGCCCUAGCCGCAGUCAUAGGUGUCGCUGCUUGGGCUGUGAGCGCAGAUGUCGUCAUGAACUCUGGCAACAACAGACCAAACAAAGCCGAUAACCACUUGUUGCAGAAUUUCGCUGAAGGCACCAGGAGGGACAUCUUCAGAGUAAACGACGAUAGUCAGAGAGUUCAAAUUCAACCUUCCCCUCAAACUUCUUCUACAACCACUACUAUUGCAACAACAUCUACAUCAACUACAACAACAAGUGCACCAACUCUGUCGCCUCAGGAAGAAACAGAUGUUAACGCCAUACUUUCCAAACUCAUUUCAGCCUCUGGAGCAGCCGCUGGAGGUAAUGGACCCCGAUUUGUAGUCGUGGCUCCUUUACCAGACUCAGACGAUUCCUCACCAAUAUCUAGAGCAGAUAAUCCUUCAUCCACCAAGCCAAGUUCUAAAGAAGAUAACUCCCAACCUGUCAGAUCGCACUCAAGAGAAGACUCGUCCUGGCAAGUAUCCGGAAAGCAUCGACCAGAACCUGAAAUAAUAUCUGCUGCCUCAUAUCAAAGUUACCAGAAAGUCCUCCCACCUGUUGCUCGUUCUGCUAGUUCAAGUAACUUGACGAGUAGAGUUGGUCUUCCGAACAAUGAUGGUUCAAAUCGCAGAAUGGGCCCCAAGCCAAUUAUGAUGCCUCCAUCAGGUAGCGUCCAUAAUGGAGGCAGCGGAUUCCACAAUCCCCAGAUAGAUUUAACCGGUUUUGAGCCUUUUGAUACAAUGAUGCAUGACUUUCAAGCAAGUCAAUCCGUUCAGAAACAGCAACAGAAUCCUCCUCCUUCUAACUUUGGUGGUUCCUUCAAUUCAAAGCGAGGACCUCCUCAAGGUCAUUUCAACAGAAACCAGCACAAACCUUUGGGAAUGCAACAAGAUCAGCAUAUCUUUCAUCAUCAUAUGCCAGAACAUAGUUCUCACGUGCUACAAGGAUCUUCAAAUCAUCCCCAAGGUAUGAUGGCUCCACCUCCAGGAAUCGGACUAAAGCCGAUCCAACAGCAACUGCAUCACGUUGAUCCUCUUCGCCCUGAAGAAUCCAACAGAUGGGGAAGUGUAGGUUUCCAUGGGCCUCCUAGUGGGGGCUAUGUCCAUAAACCUCCAGAAGGAAUAUCCGUGGCCAUCAGUUCUCCGGCCGGUCACGGAGCUCAUGUGUCUUCUGAACCUGUGAGUGUCAUAAAAAGCUUUUUCUUGCCAUUCCUGCCAAAACCGAGACUCAAUAUGAAUGCAAGGGUCGUGUUUGGGGUUGUCCUUGACAAGGGAAUGGGCAUAGGAGCAGACAAGAAGAAAAGUCACCCUUACCGUUGAUGAUUCAAGAGCAGGGCUUGUGAAUCAUGUGUAUAAUUCCUAGGGACUACAACUUCUGUGUUAUUGAUUUUAUGUUCUCUCUUUUAUAUUUAAGGAGAGCAUAACAACCUUUUUUAAUGUAGCUUUAUUACACAGGUGAUCGGGCGGUCGACUUGAUAUCUUCUUUUUCACCACGCAACAGUUAUAAUUUUUUUUAAAACGGCUGCUUUCAGAGAAGGAACUUGUUGGACGUUAUUUAAAAAAAUUCUAUGCAGUGAUCAAGCGUAGAAUAGCAAUUGGUGCAGGCGCCAUUAUUUCGAAAGGCGCAAGAUACUCAUUACGUCAUUUUGAAACAGUCAUUUAUGCAAAAAGCAGGACUUUCUUGCUUUUUUUCAGUCGCUGGUAAUUCUAAAAAUGCCACUAUGUGGCUUUUUUUAUUCUAUUUAAAUAUUUAUUGCGAUUCUCAAAUGUUUUUGUUUUGAAUAAUGAGCAAAGGCAGGAUACCUUAAAUUUAAAUAAAACAUCAUAAUUUCGGUGUCAUCAUAAAUUUAUAGCGGUAUUCUUAAAAAUAACUUAUAGACAUUGUUUUCAUUUAGUGCUUGCAGGGCAUGCACGAAGUCAGAAGCACUUUAACUUAAAUUUGUAUUUAUUUUUAUUCUUUAUUUACAGUGAAACAAAUGUUAUUUUUCAAAAAUACUAUAACAUAUGCAUGUUUAAAAAAGAGGAAGGGGGUGAUAAAAAUAUUACUGUUUACUUAUGUACUGUUAAUAUUACUGUACUUAAUAUUACUGUUUUGUGAUUUGUUGUACUUGCAUUAUUUGAUUUUUUUUAUUUUUCUAGUUAUAUUGUUUUGUCUUGCUUUUUAAAAGGGAUCAAAAUUAAGACCUAUGACAAGCCUGCAAGGGAGUCAAUUUUAAUAAUUUUCGAUAGGAUAAAAAAGGGAUAAUUUCUUUCACUUUAAAUAUGAAAUACUAUAGUUAUUUUAUGUAUAAGUAAACAAUUAUCAUACCUGAUUUUUUGAUAAAUCAAAAAUUUCAUGAUAAAACAUCGUAUUUUUUUAAAAUUUUUAGAAAUAAACAUUUUAAUCCGUCUAUAAAUUUAUAAAGCGAUAUUAUUAAUAUUCUAAAUUAUAUACUUUUUCAUGAUAGUACAUUUUAUGUGUGAAAGAAAUUUCACUU
Molecule: messenger RNA, 2937 nt
Organism: Argiope bruennichi
Lineage: Eukaryota; Metazoa; Arthropoda; Arachnida; Araneae; Araneidae
Exons: 4
Coding region: 293-1780 (495 amino acids)
Source: RefSeq, a predicted model, not a curated record